AUGGAACUCGUUAUAUAUACAGCAACUCCACUACUCCCUACCCCGUCUAUAUAUAUCUCUACCCCUCUUCACAGAGUCCAUCGAGGAAGAAGGCCGUUUACACCUGUAUCUUAUCGAACCAUGUUUCCAGCAGUCCGUUUCAACCUCCCCUUUGGAGCACGUUCGAUCAUCAUGGGCCGUUUGAAACCCUUUGCACCAAAACCAAAACCAAAGGUGAACCGUGAAGAACGUGCCAAGCAGUCAAAGAAAAUCGUCCAAUUGGUGCGUUCUGCGUUGGAGAAUGAUGAGACUAACUUCACUCCCGGCAGCAAGGCCAUUUAUUUGCCAUUUGCGACAGUCAAGUUGCUACGACCAAAUGCCAAACAUACCCCCUACCAGGCAAAAUUCAUUGUUCCAAAGUCUUUCAACAAAUUAGACCUUAGAGACUACCUUUAUCAUAUAUAUGGAUUGCGUGUACUGAAUGUCACUUCUGCAUUGAUGCCUGGGAAAUUUGUCAGAAGUAUGCCUGCUCCAUACGGAACUAGAUAUAGGGAUGCACAGGUUAAAAAGAUGACUGUCGAUUUAGUGGAUCCCUUUGUAUGGCCUGCAGAGAGCCAGGAGUUUAUUGCCGAGAGAGAACUGACAAGAGAGCUCAACAAGUACAGAGAGGAAAAGGCAAAUGCAAUCAACUCGGAUCUGGAGAAACCUUCAAAGGCAUUCGGAGGUAUCAUUGAUCCUAAACCUCAGCCAAUGAACUUCAUUCCUAAACUAGUUGAAAAGCAAAUGAGAAACAAAAAGAACAAGGACAGUGAACGAGUCAAGAAACUGGAAAACGAAAAGUUCAUCACCUCGUACCUUAACAUCUGA
Pichia kudriavzevii is the source of this 846-nucleotide messenger RNA. RefSeq lists its product as uncharacterized. Lineage: Eukaryota; Fungi; Ascomycota; Pichiomycetes; Pichiales; Pichiaceae. The coding region runs from base 1 to 846 and encodes 281 amino acids. The transcript has a single exon. Gene Ontology annotation, molecular function: structural constituent of ribosome. The record is from RefSeq and is a predicted model, not a curated record. Gene Ontology annotation, cellular component: ribosome; mitochondrial large ribosomal subunit. Gene Ontology annotation, biological process: mitochondrial translation.